CGCUGCCUCUUCGGUGGGUUGUUGGGUGGGACACGGCGACGGCCCAGCAAUACCUAGCCGCGUGUGCACGUACGCGCGUCACUGUCUGGCGGUGGCUUGGCAAACUGGUGCUGCAGUGCAUACCGAUCUCUCACGGUCCGUCCUCGCGGCGUCGAUCCUGUCGCAGCCAUCGACACUCGCCAUGACGGCCAAGCUCCCAUUGCCUCGUGACUUUUUCCGAUGCCCACCACUUGCGCCAUCCGACAUGGACGCCUUCAAGAAACUCGCACGACGUGCGUCCACGGAACUUGCGAUCUGCGCGCGACGGACCAAUGGACCUAUCCAGUGGACGGAAGACGUGCAUGAGCCUGGCUUGAUCAUGUAUUCUGGCCUCGACACCGACUCGACCGGCGACGUUCUCACGUAUUGCAGCGUCACCGACGUCAACGGCACGCUCGACGAAGUUGCAGCGAUGUUUUACGCGACCAACGGCCCCUCGACAGAGCACUCUUGCCACCUUGCCAAGCACGUUCUAGACAGCCAUCACCUGUACACGGUCGCCAAGCCGACGCCAGAGUGUCCGCGCCAUGCCAUCUACAUGCGAUGGAUGGUCAUGGAGACGCCAAUCAAGGGUCUGGGCGUCAUCAGCCCUCGGGACUAUUGCGUGCUCGAGUCGCAUCACGACAUGGAGGUCGACAACCGACGGGGGUGGAUCCGGUCGGUGGUGUCCAUCGAUUUGAACUGUUGCCCGCCAUUGAACCAAUUUCUUGGGUUCGUUCGCGCGUCGAUCGUUCGCAGUGGCCACGUUGUCAUGGAAACGGAUCGCCCGGGCGUAUUGGAAGUCACCCACUUGGUCCAGAUCGACCUGAAGCUCCAUGCGCCACACUGGAUUCGCAAGCUAGGUGUCCGUGCGCGGUGCCGCGGUGUCUUGUCCAUCGACGUUCUUCUGCGCGAGCAAAGGCUAAGCCAGAGUGGCUCGUUUCUUGCGUCGUCGGAGCUUGUGUCCAAGGACGCGCGGUCGGCCUGCGCCGUGUGCGAGCAAUCGUUUGGGCUCUUGCACCACAAAUCCAAUUGCCGAAAAUGCGGCGAAGUCGUGUGCGGCCGAUGCAGCAAGAUGUGGAGAUUCAAGGUCUCGGGAACGUCAGAGGCCAUGCGCAUCUGCACCAGCUGCGCUUUGACGUCGUCCACUGCGCACGGGGCAGCCACCGUGUGCAGCGAUAGCGUCGUGAGCGCCACCAUGACCUCUUCCCAGUCCACCGCCAACAGCCCGCGUCUCCACCGGACGGCGACUCGCAGUGCCGACCAAGUCGUGUGUGGACGGAAUACGUCGAUGCUGGGACACGCCACCAAAUCCCUCGUCGAUCUUGUCGAGUUGGACGAAGCGCGCCACGUCAUGGCCACGAACGUUCGGGUCCGUGCGGCGACGACAGACUGCCGGGACGCUGGCUUCGCCAUGCUGGAAGACAACAAGAUGACGUGGCGAAGGCGGCAGCAGUCUCUCUCGACCGUCCUCGACCCCGAUGGGUGGUCGACGUGAGGCGUUCGUCGUGCAAUCCAUCGAACGGUCAUUAUCACGAAAGGAAUUUUGUUCUGUCCA
Aphanomyces invadans is the source of this 1576-nucleotide messenger RNA. RefSeq lists its product as hypothetical. The record is from RefSeq and is a predicted model, not a curated record. The coding region runs from base 182 to 1516 and encodes 444 amino acids. Gene Ontology annotation, molecular function: metal ion binding; lipid binding. The transcript has 3 exons. Lineage: Eukaryota; Oomycota; Saprolegniomycetes; Saprolegniales; Verrucalvaceae.